This is a messenger RNA of Meloidogyne enterolobii, 496 nucleotides long. The record is from the annotation of a GenBank genome assembly. Lineage: Eukaryota; Metazoa; Nematoda; Chromadorea; Rhabditida; Meloidogynidae.
AUGUCACAUUUCUUUAACAAAAAUAAUAAAAUUGACCAUUCAUUUUUAAAUAAUUUUAAAGGAUUGCCUUUUAACCCUCCCAAUUUGAACAAUUACAAAAUGGAUAUUUUUAUAGCCUCUUCGAUAGGCAAUUAUUCUCUUGUUGAGGAAUACAUCCUCAACAACAAAGCAUCUGUGAACUACAAAAACAACAAGGGAUGGACCCCACUUAUGUAUAGUGCUCAAAGUGGAAAUAUGGACGUCUGUAAACUUCUUUUGAAAAGUGGGGCAAAUCCAGAAGAAAUCAACAAUGAAGGACAAAAUGCAAGAGAUUUGGCUGCCAAUUGGGGUCACCAAUGUGUGGUUACCCUGAUGAACGAAAACCUUCGAGCAAUUCUUUAUGCAAAAUUUGGUGAUAAUAUUCAAUUGGAGGAUGAACAGAAUAAUGGCGAAUAAUUGACAAAUAAAAUAUGAACUCAUUUGUUUUUAUAAAUUUAUUUUUGACGUUAAAUUUGUU